This is a messenger RNA of Homalodisca vitripennis (glassy-winged sharpshooter), 3332 nucleotides long. RefSeq names its product poly(rC)-binding protein 3-like. Gene Ontology annotation, biological process: regulation of gene expression; regulation of RNA metabolic process. Lineage: Eukaryota; Metazoa; Arthropoda; Insecta; Hemiptera; Cicadellidae. The transcript is spliced from 10 exons. The record is from RefSeq and is a predicted model, not a curated record. Gene Ontology annotation, molecular function: mRNA binding. Gene Ontology annotation, cellular component: cytoplasm; nucleus. The coding region runs from base 201 to 1568 and encodes 455 amino acids.
GACUGUCUAAACUUUGUCCUCCAUAUUAGUUUUGGUUUUGUAAGUAGACGUUUUAUUGUAUAAGGAUUCUAAUGUGAAAUUUAAACUGAAGUAAUAUUUACCAGGAUUUAUGUGGAGUGUUUGACUUGUGUUACUAUUCUAUAAAAUAAAGCUCAUAUAAUUUUGGAAAUCAGAUCGAGUGAGACUUGAUCAGUGGCAAGAUGGAUAAUGACAAGACUUUUCCCACAGACGACCCCAAUGUCACACUCACCAUACGGCUCAUUAUGCAGGGCAAGGAAGUUGGAAGUAUAAUUGGCAAAAAAGGAGAAAUCGUCAAAAGAUUUAGAGAAGAAUCUGGAGCGAAGAUCAACAUUUCAGACGGCUCUUGUCCUGAGCGUAUUGUGACUGUUACUGGACCCACUAACUCCAUCUUUAAGGCAUUCACACUCAUCUGCAAGAAGUUUGAAGAGUUCCAGGAGCUGCAGAACGGCGGUGGAGGGGGUGGCGGACCAAGACCGCCCAUCACCCUACGACUGAUUGUCCCUGCCUCACAGUGCGGCUCGCUCAUCGGCAAAGGGGGCUCCAAGAUCAAGGAGAUCCGAGAGGUGACUGGGGCAAGUAUCCAAGUGGCCAGUGACAUGUUGCCCAACAGUACAGAGAGAGCUGUUACCAUCACUGGUACCAGCGACGCUAUCACGCAGUGUAUCUUCCACAUCUGCUGUGUCAUGCUUGAGUCACCACCCAAAGGAGCCACUAUUCCUUAUAGACCUAAGCCUUCUGUGGCAGGUCCUGUUAUCUUGGCUGGUGGUCAGGCAUAUACCAUCCAAGGAAACUAUGCUGUGCCAACUCAUGGAGAUGGCAACAAGAUGAGUGGGGGCCCUCUGGCGGGUCUGGCGGCACUAGGGCUGGGUGGCCUCAACUCUGCUAACACUGGGCUCAACCCUGCAGCAUUGGCGGCUUUGGCAGGCAGUCAGCUCAGGACAAACAAUCCCAACCGUGGGAACCAACAGAACACCAAUCAGCAGACCCAUGAGAUGACAGUGCCCAACGAUCUCAUUGGCUGUAUUAUUGGCAAGGGUGGUACCAAGAUCGCAGAGAUCAGGCAGAUAAGUGGAGCGAUGAUCCGUAUCAGCAACUGUGAAGAGAGGGAUGCCGGGGCUACUGACCGUACCAUCACCAUCACUGGUAACCCUGACGCUGUGGCUCUGGCGCAGUAUCUCAUAAACAUGAGUGUCGAGCUGCAAAAGGCAAACCUUGAGGCCCAAAAUCCAUCAAAUCCUGGUGCCGGCUCUACUGCGACCAACUCCAACAACUCCUCCUCAUCUAGUGGUCCGAACCCUCUGGCCAGUGCCAUCCCUCUGGCUCAGCUUCUCUCCAAACCUGGAGCCCUGAAUGCCCUCUCAUCCUUGACUGCGUUGGGCGGUCUCACUGACUUCCUGGGAGGUAUCGGAGGUAACAACCCACCGGUGCAGACCACCGGUGUUCACCGCUCUAAGAAUUACCAACCGCGUGUGCGCAGUCCGGGAGGGAGUUCGUCACAAAACGAGGGUAAAGUCAAGAGUGAGCGGAGCAAAUUUGCGCCGUACUAGACUCUAGUGUAGUGAGUAGACUUAGUAUUGUAUUUGUUUACAAAGUCAGUACUAGGGUGUUUCUCUAGGUGAGAUUUUAAAUAGUGACGUGCGGUGGGGAAAGUUCACAAGUCUUUUAAUUUAUAUGAAUUAAAAUAAUAAGUUUUCAACUGAAGGCAAAAUCUUUCAUCAAUAAUCAAAAGAUCUUGAUUAAGACUACACGAUUAAAAAUAAGGCAAAGAAAUUUUUAGGUCAGGGGUAUAACUUUCUUGGAGAUGGUAUUUUGUUUGAUGGGAGAGGUCAAAUGUUUUCAUCAGAAAGAUUUCAAUGGAAGCUCAGUCAAAAAGCAGGAAGUAUUGAAGAGUUAUGUAAAACAUUACUUUCUAUUAUUGAUUAGAAGGUGAAGGAAAUAAAUAUCUAUACUGCAUUUUCCCCUGCCCUUACCCACCGCACUCCAAACCCUUUUCCUGUCAGAAUUGUAUUAUAUGUAAUAUUCAAAAAUAUUUCUGCAAAUCUGAAGUUAAUUGACAUUUUGUAUCUUGAUUAUUAAUUAAGGUAUUAUGAAUAUUUUAUAUAUAUUUUAUAUGUGAAGAUUUCAAUUUAAUACUAAAAGAACAAGUACUAUUCUUUUCAAGUUGUCAAAAGAUAAGUUGGGAAAAAAUUGGCUUUAAGGCAUAGUUUAUGGUAGUCAGUGGGAAAUAUUAUUAAAGGAAUAAUGCAUUUUAUAUGACACUAAUUAAAUGGACUUAUCCAGUAAGAAUUUGCAAGCUUCACAAAAAUAUAUCUUUAUUUCAGAAUCUUUGUUUUUUAUACAAGGCAGAUCAAAUCCAUUAUUAACUUUAUUUAAAAUAUAAUUUAGUUAUUUGUUAUAAAACCUUUUACUUAUACAUAUACAAGUAUUUAAUAUUUUUUCCAUUAUUUAAAAUAAAUUAAGCAUGUUCAUUUACAUUUUUGUCCAUAUGGCAGGCACAUACAUAGAAUAUGAAGUCACUUUUCUUAAACUAUUUGGUUAAUUAUUAUGAUUAAUUUUAUUUUCAAAUAUUAAGAGGAACAUAUAUAUUUUACCAAGUAUAUUAUAUAAAUUAAUUGUUAAACUUAAAUUGCUUAUGUUAUACAUAAGUAAUAUUAAAAACAAAAUUUAUUUAAGUCAAUUCUUAUUAAAGUUAACAACUCACAAUGAUCUAAAACAUACUUUUUGUCUAAACUAUUACAAUAAUUUUGAGAGUACUUCAUUUUCUGGGUCAUUGAGUGCCUACUUCAUUAUGACAUUGUUUAUUAAGCUAAAAUUUGUAACAAACAUCCCUGUAUAUUACAAAUUCAAAUCAUACAGACAAAAGGAAACUAUCCACCAAACCAAAAUGAUUCUUGGUCCAAUUCCAAAUUCCUACAAACUGACCAAAUCUGUCAACUAGACCCUGUGUACCUUUUUUAGGAUUUGAACAGUUUUUUUUUAAUCUCUAAUGAAAUCUUUGAUUUGUUCUAAUCCUACAUUAUAAUUAUAUGUAAAUAUAAUUUUAUAUAAAGCAUUUUUGUUAAUGAAACGAAAAUUACAAGUUGUGGUGUUUUUUAAUAUUUUUAUUGGUUACAGUUGUACCUUUUUUAUAUUUUAUUUUGAGCCGUAGUGGGGUUUAUACAUCUGUUUUUCUUUUUUCUAUUGUUUGUUAUUUUUCUUUAUUCAAUCAGUUGGAAACUUUACAUUGCAUAACUUGAGAUAGGUCAUGUAUUGUAUAUUUAAUAUAACUUAUAGAAAUAUACCACUCUAAUUCCAAUACAAAAUGUUCAACA